Dovyalis caffra is the source of this 1257-nucleotide messenger RNA. Lineage: Eukaryota; Viridiplantae; Streptophyta; Magnoliopsida; Malpighiales; Salicaceae. The record is from the annotation of a GenBank genome assembly.
AUGGGUGAGGCAACUGAGGUUCGGGCCAUGGAGAUAGAGGCUGAUGAGGAGUGUCCAGUAAAGCAAGUAGACCUUACUGUGCCGAAAACGGAUGAUCCCACCAUGCCUAUUGCUGUGGUUCCAUUGGGGCAUCUGAUGGCUAGAAAAGUGACUACUCGUAUGUUCUUUGAGGGUACAAGCUGGGAGUUUACAUUGAAUCUAGGACCUUUUAAUGUCAAGGAACAUGUGCUGAUUACAAUCUUUGCGAAUUCGGGUGCCGGAACUGUUUAUGCUACUCAUAUUCUCUUUGCUGUUAAGCUGUACUAUAAGAGGAAACUAACUUUUGUUCCUGCCUUGUUUGUUAUGGUUACUACUCAGCAACUAGGUUCAGGCUUGCAAGGACUUGGAAUAGGUGCUGUAGGAUUUGACUGGGCUACAAUUUCAUCUUAUCUCGGAAGUCCACUAGCUAGUCCAUGUUUUGCUACUGCCAAUGUUGCUAUUGGAUUUUUCCUCACAAUGUAUUUGAUGACACCCAUCUGUUACUGGCUCGAUAUCUACAAUGCCAAGACCUUCUCAAUAUAUUCCAACAAGCUUUUUACAGAAAAGGGUGAGGAGUACAACAUGCUUAAGAUUAUCAAUUCAAAGUUUCAUCUAGAUAGAGAAGCUUAUGCAAAGUUUGGGCCAGUGCAUCUGAGCACCUUCUUUGCUAUGCGGCCUUGGAUUUGCCACGCUAACAUUAUUACGGAAUUCAUUAUAGGGUGCAUGUACCCGGAGCGGCCGGUUGCUAAUAUGUGCUUCAAGGUGUACGGAUAUAUAAGCAUGACUCAAGCUCUGACGUUUCUAGCAGAUUUUAAGCCAGUCCACUACAAGAAAAUUCCACCUAGAUCAAUGUUCAUGGCACAGGUUAGCGGUAUACUUGUAUACCUAGGAACUGCCUGGUGGAUGAUGGAUGCCAUUCCCGAUCUUUGUGGUCGAGACAACGGCCGUGGAAAUGCCCCAUGGACAGGGUGUUUUUUGAUGCUUCUGUCAUAUGGGGGCUGGUUGGACCUCGCAGAAUCUUUAGAAACCUCGGUGAAUAUGGAGGAUUCAAUUGGUUCUUUUUUGAGGGGGCUAUAUCGAACGGAACAGUGGAAACGUUAUAAUUAUGUCCUCUCUAGCCGUCUUGAUGCUGGGACAGCUUUUAUGACUGUUGAUCUUUUUUGCUCUCGGAUACUGGAAUGUUGGCCUGACAUAGUGGGGAAGCAAUCCAAACAACCCAGAUGGAUGCCCCUUGGCUAG